Molecule: messenger RNA, 2320 nt
Organism: Cuscuta campestris
Lineage: Eukaryota; Viridiplantae; Streptophyta; Magnoliopsida; Solanales; Convolvulaceae
Source: the annotation of a GenBank genome assembly
GCACGAGUGAAAAAUUAGUUUUUUUGCAACAAAUAAAAAAUUAUUUUAUCAAGCUUAUGAAAAAUGUAAAAAGAAUCACAUUCAAACUUGAGAGGUAGAAAACUUUUUUGAAAACUUUUGCAUCAUUUAUUGAAAACUUUGGGUUUGGUUAUGCGUAUCCAUAUUUAUUGAAAACUUUUGCAUCAUUUUAUUUUAUAGCCAAGUAAAUGCUACAAAGAUGAAAAUGGCGGGAACUGCAUCAAGCUCUGAGACGAUUCAGACCAAAAUGGAGGAGGAGAAGUCGGAGUUGUGCUGGAGAAAGGAAGUAGAUAUCAACCUGAAGAGGCUCCAAUCUCUCGUCUUCGGAGCCGAAAAAGCUCUCGAGAGGCAGGAUUUCAGCUCCGCACAAGUACUGACAUUGGGACUCAUCGGCUUCCUUGAUUCCCGCUCCAAUUCCGACAUCGACGAGGCCUUCAUUCGCCCCAUUCGAUCCGAAGCCUUAUCGAACCUGGACGCCGCUCGCCGCAACUUGAUUCAGGAAUCCGAUCGGCGAGCUUUUGAACAAGCAGGCAAAGAUCCGGGCCGCAUAUUUACCAAGAAGGGAGAGAUUGACAUUGAUAAGAUUAAACGGUCAAAGUACUUUCAAGCUCUUUUACAAAACUCUGAGGGAAUAGCUCCUUCUAAAACGACUGAUAGACAUACUAGGCAGGAAAAUCUCGCUAGCAAGAUCUCUAAGUCGCCAGUUCCGGCAAGUUAUGGAGAUGUCUCCCAGUUUAUCCAUAAGGCAUCCAAUAAAGACAAUUGCCCGGAUAUCCUCUUCAACGAAAAGGUUCGUUCGAAUCAAAACUUCAGGGAUCAUGGUGACACCAUGGAGAUUGAUGAUGAAGAGGUAGAAAAACCUUUCGGGAAAAGCCUCAAAAUGAAACAGCUGAACAUGGAAACCUUUGGGCAAAGAAACAAAAAUGUUAAAUCUCCACUGUGCAAUGAAGGAAUUGAUACUGAUUCUCCUCACAAAGGAUUUGUUACUGCUAGAGAUAAAUUGGAAAUGGAUGUGAGGCAAAGAAGAGGACUGAAUGGCCACCCUAGCGCCUCAGAGUCCCCACAAAGUGAUAGCACCAUGGCAAACAAAAGCUAUGGAGUCAAGCCUUAUGGGAAUCCUCGACGUGGUAUUCGUGGUAAUUUUGUCCCUCCAAUCAGAUGCAAUGGAAAUAAUGCGGGUGGUAGUGUUACUUCACGCAAUGCAGGGAAGGGAGAGGAUGCAUUAGAGGACUCAACGCGGAGAUGUCUGGAAAUGCUUUGUGGUCCAGAUGGCGAGCUUCCUGAGAAAUUGAGGAAUCUAGAGCCUCGUCUUAUUGAACAUGUCAGCAAUGAGAUUAUGGAGCGGGAUCCCAAUGUUAGGUGGAAUGAUAUUGCUGGGUUGGAGCAUGCUAAGAAAGUUGUGAAUGAGAUGGUUAUCUAUCCAUUGAUGCGUCCUGAUUUAUUUAGUGGCUGCCGUUCUCCAGGCCGUGGCCUUCUCCUGUUUGGUCCACCUGGAACUGGUAAAACAAUGAUAGGAAAGGCUAUUGCUGGAGAGGCUAAGGCAACAUUCUUUUACAUAUCUGCCAGUUCCUUGACAAGCAAAUGGAUAGGUGAAGGAGAAAAGUUAGUGAGGGCUUUAUUUGGAGUUGCCAGUUGUCGCAAGCCAGCUGUUAUAUUCGUAGAUGAAAUUGAUUCCUUGCUGUCACAGCGUAAAUCAGAAGGUGAACACGAAUCAAGUAGGCGGCUGAAGACACAGUUUCUUAUUGAGAUGGAGGGCUUUGACAGUGGAAGUGAUCAAAUUCUGCUCAUAGGUGCAACAAAUAGGCCCCAAGAGCUUGAUGAGGCUGCAAGGAGGAGACUUACUAAGAGACUCUAUAUUCCACUCCCUUCAUCAGAAGCCAGAUCAUGGAUUAUCCAAAACCUCUUGGAAAAGGAUGGGUUAUUUAGUCUCUCAAAAGAAGACAUUGACUCUGUCUGCAAAUUAACUGAAGGGUAUUCCGGAUCCGACAUGAAGAACUUAGUGAAGGAUGCUUCAAUGGGUCCACUUAGAGAGGUUCUUCAACGAGGUGUUGAAAUCACAAAGCUAAGAAAGGAGGACAUAAGGCCGGUGUCUCUCCAGGACUUCAAGAAUUCCCUACAAGAGGUCAGGCCUUCAGUAUCACUGAAUGAACUCGGCGUGUACGAGGUUUGGAAUAAACAGUUUGGGAGCUUAUCGCUUUAGGCUAGAAACACAAAUGUUUGAUUGCCAAUGAAACAUCAACUUUGUAGCAGAUAGGUUAUGUUGUGGUUUUGUUGCACUGUGUAAAAAAUGGUGUCAAUUGUA